Molecule: messenger RNA, 2485 nt
Organism: Betta splendens (Siamese fighting fish)
Lineage: Eukaryota; Metazoa; Chordata; Actinopteri; Anabantiformes; Osphronemidae
Product: F-box only protein 40
Exons: 4
Coding region: 322-2334 (670 amino acids)
Cellular component (GO): cytoplasm
Molecular function (GO): ubiquitin protein ligase activity; protein binding; zinc ion binding
Source: RefSeq, a predicted model, not a curated record
UCCUCAUAGUUGGUGGAAAUGAGUGACGGCGGAUCCUCAUCCAGUCACACGUUGGGAUGUUAAUGCUUCACAUCAGCACUUAAAGUGCAGAGAGCACAGGUUAUCUGCUGUUGACGCCCCCCCCCCUCGUCCGCUGAGCCACAGGCUGUAACCCGACCUUGAAUCCUAAUGGCUGUGUGACAAUAGGCCCCGUCCCACUGGCCGGUCUGUCUGUCUAUUUAUAAUGGCCAGACACAGUGCAGAGGUUAUUCAGAGGUGCCGGCCGACACAAGGUGACGGCCCCGAGGAACAAAGGUCGGAGUCUUCUGUCCAUAAGCAACAAUGGUGAGGACCAGGAAUAAGCCAGCGGGGCGUCACGAGCACUGCGACGGGUGCUACAACGCGCACUGCCAGGUCCCGGUCCACGUCUCCGUCUCCUGCGCGGUCAUCAGGUGUCGGAAGCACUGCGGCGCCGCGUUCCACGUGUGCAAAGAGGAGGAGCACCGGCACCUGUGUCCCCUGGAGACGGCGCCCUGCCUCAACGCCCACUACGGCUGUCCCCUCCGCCUGCCGCGCCACCGGCUGGCCCCGCACCUCCGGGUCUGUCCGGCCAGCGUGGUGUGCUGCUCCCAGGAGUGGAACCGCUGGCCCGUUUCCGAAGCGGAUCAGAGCUUCUACAGGAACGUCGUGGAAAGCUCUCAGGCUGAGCCGCACCUCGACGUCGCUCUGGCUCUCAGGGACCAGGAGCUGCUGUUUCGAUCCAUCAAGAUGAAGGACGUUUUCCCCGAGCUGGUGAUGGAGGAUCCUGAGGAAGAAGCAGGUUGCUCUUCAGAGGGCGGCGAAGGUGCAGCAAAUGGUUGCCGGAGUGUAGAGGACCAAGAACAGAGGGGCGCUUUGGUGGCGAGCCGCGACGUGGAGGGCGUCAGCAAAUACAGCGCGUGGGAGAAGAUAUUUGCAAAGGAGAUGGAAGGAUGCAAACAGACGGUCAGGAAUCUGAGUGAGAGAGAAGAAGAAGGAAGAGAAAGAGAAGUGAGGACGCGGAACGGUCAGAGGGAGGCAGGAAGGUCACAUCCCAGCCAAGACCCGGCUCCCGCCUCUUCCGGUGCCACGGGCCUGGCCCCCUGGCAGGACGGGGUUCUGGAGCGUCUGGGCAAAGAGGUCAACAUCGCCGAGUACAACAUGUACCUGGUGCACAACGGCGCCAUGCUGAUCGACUUCGGCCAGCUGGCCGCCUGCACCCCGCGGGAAAAGGACUUCGUCUACGGGAACCUGGAGCCCAUCGAGGUCCGGAGCGUCCGCUCCUUCAACGUGCCCACCAGCUACCGGGCCAAGCGGAACCACCUGAAGGACCCGGCCCGCAAACCCCAGGUCCGGCACCAGAGCGUGGACACGGCCGACCUGGGCGCGCCGGUGGAGGCUCCCCGGGCGUGCCAGGAGGUCCGGGCCGCGCUGCUGUGCUGCCUGGAGAAGGAGGCGCGGGGACACGCGGUGUCGGAGAGCGCCGGCAUCGACGGGCUCUACGUGAGCGAGGGGACCCAGACCUACAGCUUCGCCUCCGCCCCGUUCAGGGCGGACGCCAGCCUCGCCGACGUGCUCGCCGGCGAGCCCCGCGGGCUGCACGUGCGCGUGGAGGAGGAGCCCGUCACCAGGAGGCACAACCGGAGCAGCUCGGCGUUCAGCCGCGUGUGCGGCCGCUUCUUCCGCCGCGACGAGUUCCGCCGCCACUUCAGGAACGUGCACUGCGACGUGCAGUCCUGCGUGAGCGGCUGGCUGCAGCAGCGCUGCCCUCUGGCCUAUCUGGGCUGCACCUUCAGCCAGACCAGGCUCCGGCCCGCCGGGCACCAGGGCCCGGUGAGGUUCUGCCAGAGCGGGUGCUGCUUCGUGCUCCAGCCGCACGUCUCUGCAGCGUCCGGCCCGACUGCUGCUGGUGCCGGCGCCGGUGCCGACCCGGCUUCCCCAUCCGGCCCACCGGCCCUCUCCGCCAUGCCCCUGGAGAUCCUUCAGCGCAUCGCCGCGCACCUCGACAGCUUCACAUUAUCGCAGCUGUCGCAGGUGUCGCGUCUCAUGAGGGAUGUUUGUGCCACACUGCUGCAGGAGAGAGGGAUGGUGUCCCUGAAAUGGGAGAAGAAGACGUAUUCGCACGGGGGCAGCUCCUGGAGAUGUCGAAAGAAAGUCUGGGAGUUCAGCUCGCUGUUUUCCCCCGUGGACAGAUGGAGCUUCAGCGCUGCGCCGUCCAUGUCAAAUCACCUGAAAACAUGCGCCUUCUAUCAGCGCCAGGAUCGCACUGAGCCCGUGCUCCUAGCCUGCCUGCGAGAGGCCAGAGACAAAGUCGGCGGAGCCGAGCACAGGGAGUAGAGCUCAGCGGGGAGCGCAGCCCCUGCAACGCCAUGUCAGGAACCACUCAGAUGUGACGCAUGCAGCUACGGCGUCGAGUAGAAUGUGCUGCUUGUUGCACAGUGGAGCAGUUAUGCUGUGUUUUAAUGCAGAUGAGUUUGCGGUGACUCCC